AUGACUUUAGAUUCAGUUGAAGCUUAUCACAUUCUCCGUAAUGGAAUUACUGGUGGUCUAUCAAAUGUUCAACAUCGUGUUAAUCUUAAAGGAAUCACGCACAUUAAUAAACUUUCAUAUAAUCCAGAAACUAAAACUGUAUCAAAUGAGGACACCACCAACAUUAUGACUCAUUUCGUUGGAGUUGACUUUAAUUCAUUAUAUCCUUCAUCAUUUUCAUCUAAUCCUCAUGAUUUCAUUCAAUAUACUGACCAUAAAAUGUAUAUGCCGGGAAGAUUGAAUGGUGUUAUCAUUUGUGAUACAGCAACAAAGAAAGCAAAAGCACUGGGAAUUAUUAGAAAGAAAAAUACUUUAUUCGUGGCUGAAGUAAAGGGUCACAUUGAUGAAAAAUACAUUAAUGAUUACAUAAACUUUUUACCAAUAAUAAGAAACUUAGAUAUUAUCACAGAUGAAAAAACAAUUGGCAGUUUUAUGUAUAAUUACAUGAAAUCAAACAAUCUACCAGUUGACCAGAAACAGAGAAAAUUAACUCAGUUAGCAUCAACACACAACCAAUAUCAACCAUUUUCUUCUUAUUAUCUUUGGUAUCUAAUAGACAGAUUUCAUUUUAUCAUUGAUGAUAUUCAAUCAAUUUUAACAUUUACGAAAAACACUUGCUUUAAUGAAUUUGCGAACGAAUUUAUGAACGAAAGACAAAAGGCUGAAUUAGAAGGAAAUAAAGGAAAAAGUUUAUUUUGCAAGAUUUCACUUAAUGGAUCAUAUGGUUACGAUGCAAUGAAUACACAAAAUUACGCAAAGACUAAAAUAAUGAAUGCACAGAAGGCACGCGUUGCAUGUAUGUCAAAUAAGUUUAAAAACAUAAGAGAAAUAGGUGAAGAUACGUAUCAAGUGAUGCUUAAAGAUAGAUUUUAUAGAUGUGAUACAUGUUUACAAGAGGCAUUCUUCACUUUAGAUAACGCAAAAUACUG
Trichomonas vaginalis G3 is the source of this 968-nucleotide messenger RNA. RefSeq names its product DNA/RNA polymerases family. The record is from RefSeq and is a predicted model, not a curated record. NCBI's taxonomy places the organism in Eukaryota, Parabasalia, Trichomonadida, Trichomonadidae. The transcript has a single exon. The annotation marks the transcript as partial.